GUACAAGUCAAUCAGAGAAUUGUUCGGGACUGUGUACACGCUCGGCUGAAUCUAUUGAAGAUUAUUGUGCUGAACAAAUUUACUCCGUGUGCUCGGCACCGAAUUCAACCAGUGCAUGCCAUUCGAAAGUAUACACCAGAAAACUUAUUCCAGGGAUUUUUCAUGGCCAACAUAUAAAACACUUCGACCAGGAAGAGAACCGUGAUUAGAAAGCCCCGCCCUCCUGCACCACGUACGCGUCCCGUACAGCAGGUGCCGAAAGUGGGAAGUGGCGCGCAUGUGUGUACAACUUGCCCAGUCCGGUCUUCCCGUAUUCGCCGGCGCGCUUUCCGGCCGGUGCAAUUACGGCCGGCUGCCAAUCAUGCUUAUUGGCAUGGCAUUCGCAUAAAUGAUCGCGUGAGAAACGUCGACCGCGGGACGAAGUACCGGCAUCAGUCUUGUCUAUCAGGAUUUGCACAACAUAAUUGGGAAUAAUCUGGCUCGUGCACAUCAUUAAUUUUAAGUCGGCAUAGACACAUAUCCUGGACAUUAUCUGUCGGAAGGCGUGUAUGUAUGUGUGCGGCCCCAUCUCUUACUGGAAAUCCGCUGCGUAUAUAGCGUGCCGGUGCAUCGGCACAUGUUGCGGCAUUUUGCUGUGUUGUUGUGUGUGGAUGUAAUAGCUACUCACAAAUCCCUUACGUGUGUUUUCGGUUUAGCCGUACAUCUGUACAAGCUAUACAGGGAUCAGGCUUAGCUGUUGAUCACAUGCAUAGUCUGACAGCUGGGAGAAAGGGGGAAAAGUGGCCGACCGGAGCACUCAGCCGGUGUUUUAAGUGUUGCACUUUUUGUCCACGCCGAUUGUAUUCCCGGAAGUAAUUCUCCCGGCCACUCCGUGCCGGCUGUGUAUAGGACUUUAUACACUGCGAGUCUGCGCGGGUGCUAACCCGAUUUCCGCUUUUUUUUGUCAUACGACGCAGCAUGAGUGCAAAUCAUUGGGUUUCACCGACCGAAAUGAUCUUUUAUGUAAUCCCUGCUUAAAUAUAUACUUCGUGUUAGUCGACAUCUGAUACCGACUCCGGGAUCAGUGGUUGGCAGUGGGGACCAGGCCUGUUAUUACCCAUAUAUAUUAGUCCUUAUCAUCCCCGGCGAAUGAAGAAGCACCAUCCCAACGUAAUGCCGAGCGGUGCGUCUUCGUCUUAUUCCGUGGAAUCCUCCAUUUCCUCCAUAUCCGAAUCAUGCAGCUCCGUAACCAGCUGUCCUAGUAUUAGCACUAAUAAGGGCAAUAUGAACCUCGUUUCCUCCAUGAAGGCAUCCCUGUCUCCUCGAAAAAAGGGUGCACCGCCUGCCCUUAAUAUUCCCACAAUAAAGGAGACACAUGAUGCUUCCGCACUGCAUAAGAACAAAGCCACGGUGGCAUUGAAAAUUCCCAUUGGUGCCAGCUUAUCCGAUCCCAGCCGGAGAUUGUCCUUCCGUUUGGGCUCCGACGCCGAGGAGAGCAAUAAUAGCUCCAGUCAGCGGACAACGCCGAGUUUUUCCACGGGAAAUUCGGUUUUUGAUUUUGAAUACAGUUUCGCCCAGAGUGACAGUUCCUGUACCACUCCCUCGCCUAAAGUAUUGUCGGGCGCCAAUUCGGGCAUGACUCCUGGAGCAGUCUUUCUUGCUAUCCCGAGGGAUCCUUUUCAAGUAACAUUUGGACCGAUUACUAACAGUCAUAGUUCCGACAAACUAGCCAGCGGAAGCAUUCCCACGCCGCCCAUUUCCAGUACGGUUCCUGCCAAAACUCGCAUCCACAUUAGUCGCAGCUGCAGCAUGUUAACAAAAGGCGUAUUUGGCGGUGGAAAGGGCUUACGCUCUAAAGAGCGUUCACAGGAGAAAAUCCGUCGCUGUUCAUCGCAAACCGAGAAAGACGGGGAAUUAUCGAUAAAAAGUUCCGCCAAUCCCUCACGGAAAUCCUCGGACACGGAUGCCGCAUCAUCGGACAGCUCCAUAUUUGCACGCCUUAUGCAACGCUGGCACACCUAUCAGAACGGUAGCAGUGCCGGCUCGGUGCCGGCACACGCAUUGUUCCUUCGCUACAACCUCAACAAUAAGAAGAACACGAAGAAGUCGUCACGAUCGAACUCCGAAACCGAUGCUGUGGAAAAAACGGUUAAACAACGUCUCCGGCACUUGGUCAGGCGGAAUACCGAAUCAGUAUUAAAAGAGAAGCGCGUGCCUAAAAACGGAAGAAGCCCACGUCCUAGUCCGCGCUCGUCCAACGCCGCAUCGAAUCGUCCAACCGCCGAGGAAGCCAGAAGUUGGGCCGAAUCCUUUGAUAAUCUUCUUGCUAGCACAUAUGGACUUGCCCUUUUUCGAGCUUUCCUAAAGUUAGAAUACAACGAAGAAAAUCUGGCAUUCUACUUGGCAUGUGAGAAGUUUAAGCGUCUCGAUCCGUCUAGCCAUCGGAAAAUCCACUCCAAAGCACAAAAAAUCUACGAUGAAUUUAUCCGUGUGGAAGCCCCGCGGGAAGUGAACAUGGACUCCCUAACACGCGCCACAACAGUGACAAAUUUAGCUAAUCCUAAUCGACACUGCUUUGACCACGCGCAGCGGCGCAUUCGGCAUGUUCUGGAAAAGGACGUUUAUCCACGAUUUCUGCACUUUGAUCUAUAUACGCGACUGCUGCAGGAUACAUCAUCAGUUGCUGUCCCGAUUAACGUUAACUGCACUGUCAGCCAUUCAAAUGGCUCAAACACUACUGUCAAAUCGUGAUUACGAUCAAACGUGUCUUAAUUAUUUACGAUGCGAUGAAACACAUGUUUUGCUAGUUUUUGACGUUUCAUGUGAAAGCAAACUGUAUUAUAAUUCAGCGUAACAAUAAAUUAAAAGUAAAUGUGUCUCCAGUGAAACACUUCAAU
This is a messenger RNA of Paramacrobiotus metropolitanus, 2876 nucleotides long. Its product is annotated as regulator of G-protein signaling rgs-7-like. The transcript is spliced from 6 exons. The coding region runs from base 1129 to 2730 and encodes 533 amino acids. The record is from RefSeq and is a predicted model, not a curated record. Lineage: Eukaryota; Metazoa; Tardigrada; Eutardigrada; Parachela; Macrobiotidae.